GAGAACAGACCAAACAAUCGAUCUCACCCCUCAAAGUGUUAGAUGUUCCCUCGGUGUACCAGGGACAUGGUGGUAUCGAUAUGGAAGAAACCCUGAAGCUAGCGGCUCAAAUGGGUUGUACUGUGGAGGAAUUGCUGGGUUCCCAAGAUGGUGCACUACCCAUUGCUGAUAUAGCCCCUAAAUUUGUCUACGGGGCUGACUUGGUCAGCAGAGAGCUGCUGCGUCAACUGCCAACGCAUAUGCGGAAUUUGCAUCAGUGGUACCUUGAUGUGUGCAAGGAGAACACGACAUUCAUCGUGGCGAAUAUCCCAGAUGCAUAUUACUUCCGAAGGGAGGUUCUCCAUAUUGAGAUUUCCGAACUCUGGCAGUUAUUCAAUUUAGACUCCCUCGACAAAUCUCUCAUGAGCUGCUAUUGCUUACUGAAGAUCGAUGAAUGCAGAAUAAAGAAUAUAACCAAUAUUGGGUUUGUUGACCCAGAUAAAGUACAUCACGACACGGUAAGGGAUAAAGACGAAGAAACGGGGGGAAACCUACUAAGGUGA
Messenger RNA from Lolium perenne, 542 nucleotides. NCBI's taxonomy places the organism in Eukaryota, Viridiplantae, Streptophyta, Magnoliopsida, Poales, Poaceae. The record is from RefSeq and is a predicted model, not a curated record.